UGCUGAUAACUGAGACAGAGCUGCUGGGCUGAAGAGGAGGAGGAGGAGUGGCACACUUCACCAAAACUUCCCCGAACUUGCCGCCGCUCCUCCCCGUUAACCGCGCGUAAAGCUCAUCGUUCUCAACUUUCUCCCCACUGAGUUCUCGUGAAGUAGCGACAGUUUACCACAGAAGUGAGACUUUUGCAUUUUGUUUGAAGCAGGAACUAAGUUUGGACAAUGACAGGACUCAGCGGAUAGAACACAACGCGCUUCAGUCGUCUCCCGGACCGCGCGUCAUGAUGCAGCCACUGCGGCGCUCCGGCGUCUCUCUGUGGACUCUGCUGCUCCUCUGCGCGCUCCCCGAGAACUCGAGUACAGGAUGUAGUGGCCGGCCAUGUGACGACAAUGGAACAGAAACCUUUACAAUAACAACAACAACAGUCAGCCUUGUAUCGAGACCAAACUGUACUUUAUCCACUGGGGAUAAUAUCCAUGGAAACGGUUCACUGACUGGUCUGACUUCUGGAGCUGUCUAUCAAAUCGUCAUGAAUUGUUUCAACUGCUGUAAAGAGAUCACAACAAAGCCAGGUAUAAUCGGGCAACCUAAUGUGUCCUCAAACACGUCCUCCAUCUCUCUAACCUGGGCCCCGCCUCCUGGUCAGGUGUUCAUGUACAGGUUGAGGUGGCACGAUGGUGGAGAGAAGACGACGACCGACAACUUUACUGUGUUGUCAGAGCUGAUCUCUGGUACUAACCACACCAUCACCGUCGUCGCUGUAGCUGGAGACAAUAAGACACAAGGAGACCCUUACACUUUCACUUCAUUCACAAAGCCCAAUCCUGUGCUGAACGUUGCAGCCAGCCCUCGAUCCACCACCUCAGUCGCAGUGCAAUGGUCUUACCCAGUUGGAGCCCGGCUAUAUUACGAAUAUGUGAUUAAAACCUUCAAAACCACAGGGGAGCUUGUUAACACAACAAAAGUGUACAGUAACAGCACUGACGUCCUUGACCUUGAGCCAGGAAAUAAAUAUAGGAUCAGUGUCAGAACAAUAGCAGCAUCAGGAAGUGAAUCUACGGAGGAGCAGACAUUGAGUUACACAAUGCCCAAAGCAGUGACUAACCUCAGCGUGAGUGAUAUGAACACCACCGCGAUCCAACUUACGUGGCUCAGACAAAGUGAUUAUAAGCCUUCCUACUCCUACCUGGUGAAGGCGCUCCAGAAUGCCACAGAGGUUCAGCAGAAUCGAACAGGGACAGAGACUUACACCUUCUCCCACCUGAGGCCUGGAAAUCUGUACACCUUUUCUGUGUUUACAUAUGUGGAAGAGGUGAUGUCUACAGGGGAAAACACAUCAAAUUAUACAAGACCGGACUCUGUGACCAUGCUGAGACAGGCAGGAAUCACCACAAACGCAGUGACCUUGGUGUGGGAGCAGCCGAACAGCAAAAAUGGCCAAUCAUAUGUGGUGCUUGUGACCCAAAACUCCUCCUCUUUUCCUGAAGUUCGAGUUUUCAACACCACAUUCACAAGCACCAGACUUUCAUCUGGGACCAACACCAGCUUCACUGUCACGACUCAGACAACAGAUCACACUCCAGCAGCUCCUGUGACAGUUUACUACUUCACACGGCCUUAUAGCAUUACUGGGUUGAAGGUUGAAACCUUAAACACAACCACUGGACGUCUGGUUUGGAGUGAACCUCUGGAGUACAAGAAUGGAUAUACGUAUCGUGUUCAGACGACAGGCUGCGGCUCCCAAAACCAAACCGUUGAAGUAAAAGCUGCAGAGAUCUCAGCGCUCACCCCUGGGACAAACUGCACCUUCUGUGUUUUCGUCAUUGCAGCGGAUGGCACUGAAGGAGAGGAAAACUGCACCUCACAGUACACUAAACCUGAGACAGUACAAGUCAGUCUCUCCAGUCAAGGCUCCAAUAGUUCAGUCCUGGUGUCGUGGACCAAACCUCCUGGGAAGGUGGAUAAUUUUAAGGUUCAUCUAAACAGCACGUCAAAUUUAACGGAAAGAGUGCUGAGCUCUACCAGCAACUCCUCUCUGUUUGAGGGCCUGUCUGCAGGGACACUUUACAGUGCCAGAGUCUUCACAUUUAGUGGACCCUUCAAUGCAUCAUCUGAAUACAUCCCUAAUGCAACUUUCCCAAACCCCCCCGGGUCAGUUGAGGUCCUGACAAGAACAACCAGCUCCAUUGAAGUCAGGUGGGGGGAAGCUCCUCUGAUGACAGCUUCACCGUUCUUCUACAAACUGACUCACACUCCAUCUCAGGGAGGAGGAUCCACCACAUCCAACACCUCCAACAACAACCACACUCUUGUCUCCCUUCUUUCUGGGACGUCCUACAACAUCUCCAUCGCCACCGUGGGUCCCAUGGAUUUUGAGAGUGAGAAGGUUCACAUCUACAUGGUUACUACAAGGCCUUAUAGCAUUACUGGGUUGAAGGUUGAAACCUUAAACACAACCACUGGACGUCUGGUUUGGAGUGAACCUCUGGAGUACAAGAAUGGAUCUAAGUAUCGUGUUCAGACGACAGGCUGCGGCUCCCAAAACCAAACCGUUGAAGUAAAAGCUGCAGAGAUCUCAGCGCUCACCCCUGGGACAAACUGCACCUUCUGUGUUUUCGUCAUUGCAGCGGAUGGCACUGAAGGAGAGGAAAACUGCACCUCACAGUACACUAAACCUGAGACAGUACAAGUCAGUCUCUCCAGUCAAGGCUCCAAUAGUUCAGUGCUGGUGUCGUGGACCAAACCUCCUGGGAAGGUGGAAUAUUUUGAGGUUCAUCUAAACAGCACGUCUUCAAAUUUAACGGAAGAAGUGCUGAACUCUACCAGCACCUCCUUUCUGUUUCAAGGCCUGUCUGCAGGGACACUUUACAGUGCCAGAGUCUUCACAUUUAGUGGACCCUUCAAUGCAUCAUCUGAAUACAUCCCUAACGCAACUUUCCCAAACCCCCCCGGGUCAGUUGAGGUCCUGACAAGAACAACCAGCUCCAUUGAAGUCAGGUGGGGGGAAGCUCCUCUGAUGACAGCUUCACCGUUCUUCUACAAACUGACUCACACUCCAUCUCAGGGAGGAGGAUCCACCACAUCCAACACCUCCAACAACAACCACACUCUUGUCUCCCUUCUUUCUGGGACGUCCUACAACAUCUCCAUCGCCACCGUGGGUCCCAUGGAUUUUGAGAGUGAGAAGGUUCACAUCUACAUGGUUACUACAAGGCCUCAUAGCAUUACUGGGUUGAAGGUUGAAACCUUAAACAAAACCACUGGACGUCUGGUUUGGAGUGAACCUCUGGAGUACAAGAAUGGAUCUAAGUAUCGUGUUCAGACGACAGGCUGCGGCUCCCAAAACCAAACCGUUGAAGUAAAAGCUGCAGAGAUCUCAGCGCUCACCCCUGGGACAAACUGCACCUUCUGUGUUUUCGUCAUUGCAGCGGAUGGCACUGAAGGAGAGGAAAACUGCACCUCACAGUACACUAAACCUGAGACAGUACAAGUCAGUCUCUCCAGUCAAGGCUCCAAUAGUUCAGUGCUGGUGUCGUGGACCAAACCUCAUGGGAAGGUGGAACAUUUUAAGGUUCAUCUAAACAGCACGUCUUCAAAUUUAACGGAAGAAGUGCGGAACUCUACCAGCACCUCCUUUCUGUUUCGAGGCCUGUCUGCAGGGACACUUUACAGUGCCAGAGUCUUCACAUUUAGUGGACCCUUCAAUGCAUCAUCUGAAUACAUCCCUAAUGCAACUUUCCCAAACCCCCCCGGGUCAGUUGAGGUCCUGACAAGAACUACCAGCUCCAUUGAAGUCAGGUGGGGGGAAGCUCCUCUGAUGACAGCUUCACCGUUCUUCUACAAACUGACUCACACUCCAUCUCAGGGAGGAGGAUCCACCACAUCCAACACCUCCAACAACAACCACACUCUUGUCUCCCUUCUUUCUGGGACGUCCUACAACAUCUCCAUCGCCACCGUGGGUCCCAUGGAUUUUGAGAGUGAGAAGGUUCACAUCUACAUGGUUACUACAAGGCCUCAUAGCAUUACUGGGUUGAAGGUUGAAACCUUAAACACAACCACUGGACGUCUGGUUUGGAGUGAACCUCCGGAGUACAAGAAUGGAUCUAAGUAUCGUGUUCAGACGACAGGCUGCGGCUCCCAAAACCAAACCGUUACAGGAGAAGCUGCAGAGAUCUCAGCGCUCACCCCUGGGACAAACUGCACCUUCUGUGUUUUCGUCAUUGCAGCAAAUGGCACUGAAGGAGAGGAAAACUGCACCUCACAGUACACUAAACCUGAGACAGUACAAGUCAGUCUCUCCAGUCAAGGCUCCAAUAGUUCAGUGCUGGUGUCGUGGACCAAACCUCCUGGGAAGGUGGAUAAUUUUAAGGUUCAUCUAAACAACAUGUCUUCAAAUUUAACGGAAAAAGUGCUGAACUCUACCAGCACCUCCUUUCUGUUUCGAGGCCUGUCUGCAGGGACAAUUUACAGUGCCAGAGUCUCCACAUUUAGUGGACCCUUCAAUGUAUCAUCUGAAUACAUCCCUAACGCAACUUUCCCUAACCCCCCCGGGUCAGUUGAGGUCCUGACAAGAACAACCAGCUCCAUUGAAGUCAGGUGGGGGGAAGCUCCUCUGAUGACAGCUUCACCGUUCUUCUACAAACUGACUCACACUCCAUCUCAGGGAGGAGGAUCCACCACAUCCAACACCUCCAACAACAAUUACAAUCUUGUCUCCCUUCAUUCUGGGACAUCCUACAACAUCUCCAUCGAUACCGUGGGUCCCAUGGAUUUUGAGAGUGAGAAGGUUCACAUCUACAUGGUUACUACAAGGCCUUAUAGCAUUACUGGGUUGAAGGUUGAAACCUUAAACACAACCACUGGACGUCUGGUUUGGAGUGAACCUCUGGAGUACAAGAAUGGAUAUAAGUAUCGUGUUCAGACGACAGGCUGCGGCUCCCAAAACCAAACCGUUACAGGAGAAGCUGCAGAGAUCUCAGCGCUCACCCCUGGGACAAACUGCACCUUCUGUGUUUUCGUCAUUGCAGCGAAUGGCACUGAAGGAGAGGAAAACUGCACCUCACAGUACAUUAAACCUGAGACAGUACAAGUCAGUCUCUCCAGUCAAGGCUCCAAUAGUUCAGUGCUGGUGUCGUGGACCAAACCUCAUGGGAAGGUGGAACAUUUUAAGGUUCAUCUAAACAGCACGUCUUCAAAUUUAACGGAAAGAGUGCUGAGCUCUACCAGCAACUCCUCUCUGUUUGAGGGCCUGUCUGCAGGGACACUUUACAGUGCCAGAGUCUUCACAUUUAGUGGACCCUUCAAUGCAUCAUCUGAAUACAUCCCUAACGCAACUUUCCCAAACCCCCCCGGGUCAGUUGAGGUCCUGACAACAACAACCAGCUCCAUUGAAGUCAGGUGGGGGGAAGCUCCUCUGAUGACAGCUCCAUCGUUCUUCUACAAACUGACUCACACUCCAUCUCAGGGAGGAGGAUACAAACCCUCCAACACCUCCAACACCAACCACACAUUUGACUCCCUGCUUCCUGGGACGUCCUACAACAUCUCCAUCGCCACCGUGGGUCCCAUGGAUUUUGAGAGUGAGAAGAUUCACAUCUACAUGGUUACUACAACCGAGUUGCAUGUGGAGUCUGUCGUGGCUCGUACGACGCAAGAGGACAACAUCACAGUCGCAUGGGAACCUGUUGAAUACACAGGAAGCUUUCAUUACCGUUUGAAGUGGACAAACCGACAUGGGCUCCAAAAUAUCACAACGCAGGAAACAACGUAUACGAUAUCCGACCUGGAUCCUGGCAGCCGACAUAACUUUAGUGUCACCCCAGAGAUCUCUGAAGGGAAGCCGGGCAAGACAACAAUGAAUUCCAGCUGCACAAAUGCAAGCCCGGUGAACAACUUAAGAUGUGAAGGUCCAAACGAACCCAAGGCACAAAUCAUCCUUUCCUGGAACAAACCCAGGGGCCAGCACUCCGGCUUAUGGGUCACUGCCGAUGACAAAAGCUUCAACAUCUCAACAAACACCUCAUAUAAUUAUACUGUGUUCUACCCUCAUCACAAUACUAAAUACAGGCAGACUGUGCAGACGCUGAGCUGUGGACUGCCCAGCUCUCCUGUGUCUUGUGAGAACUUCACAGGCAUUACAGAUCCUCCCAUCCCACCCAACUAUAAGGAAAUGUUGGAAGUGACUGGAGUGGUAUACAACAAGUUCUCCCUUCAGAUCAAGAGAGAAUUGCUGAAUAACACCAAAGGGCCAGUCAAAUAUGUUGGGGUGCUGGUGACAAAUAACCUGGCUGGUGUUGACACUUCAAAUUUGAAGAAGUACAUGGGGAAAACUUAUGAUCAGUGGAGGGCGGCGGACACUCCAAUGUACUUGGCAACAGUCAAAGAGACCAACCCCCAGUCACGCAGCGGAGGGAACCCUCUGAAUAUAGAAGUAGGAGAUGAAACUAUAUGGAAGAACUACACUAAUGGUGCUCUGGAAGCCACUGGAGAAUACCAAUAUGCCAUCGUGUUGUUCACCGAUGUGACUCUGCAGGAUGGUCUUGUGGACAUUGAGGAGUCUCUGGCCUCAGUAACAAUGGUCUUCACUGUUGUUAAACUCCCACAAAACCCAGCUGUCAUUGGCGUUGCUGUUGGAGCAACGCUGGGAAUUUUUUGCAUUCUUUUCAUCAUCCUCAUUGGCUUCAUAAUCUACUGGAAAAGGUUUUCCAGAAAAGAACCGUCAGACAUCCAGAUUCACUCCAUGAGAGCCAAAGUGAGUGUGGCUGUGAGGAUCGAGGACUACGAGCGGUACUUCAAGAAGCAGAAGGCAGACUCCAACUGUGGCUUCGCUGAAGAGUUUGAGGACCUGAAGGCCGUUGGUACAGGUCAGUCGAGGACGAGCGCUCUGACCUUAGAGAACAAGUCCAAGAACCGCUACAACAACGUGCUUCCAUACGACUUUUCUCGGGUGAAACUCUCUAUCAUCCAUGGAAAUCCAUACGAUGACUACAUCAAUGCUAACUACAUGCCGGGUUACAACUCCAGGAAGGAGUUUAUUGCAUCUCAGGGUCCUUUGCCCAUCACAGUCAGCGAUUUCUGGAGGAUGAUAUGGGAGAAGAAUGUACAGACCCUGGUGAUGCUGACACGCUGUAACGAACAGGGACGAGUAAAAUGUGAGCAGUACUGGGGUUUUGACACCAAGCACUGUGAAAACAUCACUGUGACAACAACCUCUGACAUACCACUGGAAGACUGGACCAUCAGGGACUUUGACAUUAAAAAUCUGAAAACUGCAGAGACACGCGCUGUGCGUCAGUUCCACUUCACGGCCUGGCCGGAUCACGGGGUGCCAGAAACCACUGAGCUCCUCAUCGACUUCAGACAUCUGGUCAGAGAGCAUAUGGACCAGUACUCCAGACAUUCUCCUACUGUGGUCCAUUGCAGUGCUGGUGUUGGUCGUACAGGUACCUUCAUAGCCAUUGACCGUCUGAUCUUCCAGAUUGAAAGGGACAAUUGCGUGGACGUUUAUGGCAUCGUCCAUGAUCAGCGCAUGCACCGGACCCUUAUGGUGCAGACCGAGGAUCAGUAUGUGUUCUUAAACCAGUGCGCCAUGGACAUCAUCAGGUCAAGAACUGGAACCAAUGUCGAUCUAAUCUACCAAAACCUCGCUGCGAUGUCUGUUUACGAGAACAUAAAACCCAAAAAAGGUGGUCAGAAAAACGGAUACAGCAAUGCAUAGGUCAGAGAAGCUGCUCAGGUCUCUCUUCAUUCUCUUAGCAAUGAACUGAGCAGACAUUGGUAAAAGGGAAGGCUCUAAAUAGAUUGUGCUGUAUUUAUUUUUAUACCCGUGUCGUUCUCGUUAAGGAACUUGUAACUUUUCUGGAUUUAAAUGUGUUUCUUCUGGUAUUUAUUUGUUAAAAAAUGUUGAAUGUCUGACAAUAGGGAAGAAUGUUUAUUGAGAUUUGAUGGUCACAUAAUCACAACAUUUUUCAGACCGUGUGUAAACAUCUGUCUUGGAUUAGUUUGUAUAAGUGAUUGAUUUUUUCUGCUUGCUUACUACUGUAUAUGACUUACUGUUGAUUUCAUUUUCAGCUCAGGUUAUUUGUUGGAUGCUUGUCAAGGCAUUUUACAUUCAUGUUUGAAAAAUUCUGAAUAAGAAAAACAUGGACUGUUGAGAUUUUAACUUGUCAUAGGAAACAUGAUGUUUUCUGCAUCAUAUUUUUUGGAAGAUUGUCUGAUGCUUUUUGCACCUCUUUUACCAAUUUAAAAAAUGUCUUUGAAUAAAGUUGUGUUGUUGUUUGUUGUAGAAUACGUUGUAUUUGUAUGCCCUGUAGUAAAUGCACUGGAUGCACUAGAUUUUCUAUACUUUCCACAUUUUUACGUUUUGUACGAUUUUUUUGUUGUCAGUGUCUUUGAUUAUAUUUAUGCCUGUGCUUUGUGAAACUGUUCGGAACAUUUUGCUGUUCGUCCUGCAUCUGACUGUUGCAGGUCAUUUUUUUAAGAUUAUGGGUCACAUCAUUAAACAAAAACUCAGGAAUUCAAACAAUGAAAAAUGAUGUUUUAGUGGUUAAUGUGCUGUUUAGAAAAUCCCUACUGCAACAGUGGGUGCUUUGCAUUGUUUUGUCCGUCUUUUCUACAUUGUUAAUUCCUUAUAGAAGCAACAGGGUUACAUCACUUCCUGCUGCAUAUCUGCUCUCUCAGGGGAAACUUCCUGUGAUGUUGAAACCACCAGAGGAGCAGAAGCUUUAUUUUUUUCCUUCUAAAGGGCAGAAUUUUCCACAAGGCGGGUUUUAAUUUUUUUCUUCUAAAGAUAAAUGAUGUGUGCAGUUACCCAGCAGAUUAUUUUACAACCACUUUAUAGAAAUUGUUCUUAAAAUGAUUGAACGCACAUUUUGAAUAAAAUACAACAGUAGCAAAUAGUUGUUAGGAUGUUUUUGAGAUGCUUUAUGAAAUGCUUGCUGGUACAAUGCAAAAUUAAAAUGUUAUUAUUAAGGUAUAAAUAUGUGUAUACUGUUCAAUUUGUGGAAUAAAAUGGUAUUAAAAGAUGUUACUACAUUUUUCCUCAACA
Messenger RNA from Hippoglossus stenolepis (Pacific halibut), 9047 nucleotides. RefSeq names its product protein tyrosine phosphatase receptor type Jb, tandem duplicate 1 (gene ptprjb.1). Gene Ontology annotation, molecular function: protein tyrosine phosphatase activity; cadherin binding. The transcript has 38 exons. Lineage: Eukaryota; Metazoa; Chordata; Actinopteri; Pleuronectiformes; Pleuronectidae. The coding region runs from base 279 to 7718 and encodes 2479 amino acids. The record is from RefSeq and is a predicted model, not a curated record. Gene Ontology annotation, biological process: angiogenesis; protein dephosphorylation.